AAUUUUGAUAUAUUCACAUGUAGAAAGAGGAAAACUAAGUUACCGUUGUUAGUUUUAUCUCGGAAAUUGCUUUCAAUACCUAGUUGAGACUUAAUUUUCACUUUCAUUAUUGUUCGAAUUUUGAAUUUGGGCAUUCGCCCGGAUGGAUCUGUAACUGGACUUGGUUUCGCUGGACGUUCUCGUGAAGGGUUUAAGUAAGACGAGUGACAGUUACAUCUAGGGUUUGGGGCAGUGGCUGCUGGCUCUGGAAACUGGAAUCUCGAAGACAGUUAGUUGUCUUUCUGCAGCGGAAUCGACUAGGAUCUUCUUUGUCCUUAAGAUCUAUAGGUGCUGGGUGUGGUCCGCGGAUUAGUGCUGUCUGUCUGGAAUUGUUCACGUGCAUUACUUAUAGUUUAGAAAUCGAGGAAGAAGCCUUCUGUGUCGUUAGUGGGUUCCAGACAGCAGCAUCGUAUUCCUUCUGCCACUUCCAUAGCGGAUAGUGUAGUUGGAUUUAUGAGGGCGUGUGUUUUGAAGAGCCCAUCAGGUGGAUUUUCUUGGUCCUUACCGAGAAGGGAUUUGAAGCGGUUAGAACAGGGUCAAGGCAGAGUCGCCUUGCUGAGUGGGCGGAGCGCUGCAUCGCAGCGUGCAUUGAGCGUGAGCUGUAGCUUUUAUUUCGACAUGGAGGAAAGCGGGUUAGACACUGAGGGUAAGGUUUAUGCCAACCGGAAGCAGAUGUGGGAGGAGGAGGCUGGAGAAGAUGCAGCUGGAAACCCUAAAAAUGCACACAAGAAACAGGAAUGGUAUCACAAAGGUGUGAGCUACUGGGAGGGUGUGGAGGCCUCGGUGGAUGGAGUAUUGGGUGGUUACGGGAAUGUCAACGACCGCGACGUUAUGGACAGCAAAGCCUUUCUUGCUGAGAUCUUCAAGGAAUGUCCACCGAGCAGCAGCUCUAAUUUAGUAGCGUUAGAUUGUGGUGCUGGCGGGAGGGUUACGAAGAACUUCCUUAUUCAUCAUUUCCAAGAGGUGGACCUUGUUGAGCCUGUCCGCCAUUUUCUGGAAAAGGCUCGAGCGGACCUUGGCGGAAGGACAGAGGGAAACAGAGCUGUAAAGUUCUUCUGCGUCCCCUUGCAGGAAUUCACCCCUGAAGCAGGGCGCUACGAUGUCAUUUGGGUGCAAUGGUGCAUUGGUCAUUUGACGGAUCAUGAUUUCGUUGAGUUUUUUAAACGUGCCCAAGCUGGACUAAAGCCAGGAGGGUUUUUUGUACUAAAAGAGAACAUCGCAAAGAAUGGGUUCGUUGUAGAUAAGGAAGAUACUAGCGUCACACGAUCGGAUGCUUACUUCCGAGACCUGCUCAAGCAAACUGGGUUGUACCUCUACAAAACGAAAUUACAGAAGGGAUUCCCUAAAGAUUUGUUCGCAGUCCGCAUGUAUGCAGUGACACCAGAACCUAGAAUUCCCACUCCAGCAGCUGCGGAAAGCAAAGCUUUACCAGUGAGACCCAAGCGUCGAAUCAAUCAGCCUCGUAAGAUACUGUAGGGCUAUCCAUGUCCAAAUUGACAUGUCCAAAUUGUACCCAAACGUAUCGUUACUUUGGUUGUAGUAUGUGAGCUCAUCAAAUUUGAAAAGCUCAAAAUGCAUAUAGGCUCAGCUUGGCACGUAGAGCUUUCUGUCUGAAGAAAGUACGAGGGCGAUUCCUGUCAGCCUGGAUGCUCGGCAAGCAUCAUAACCAUUGCGUAGCCAAAUAUUUUUGCGACUGUCUCUUGACCGGUGCAUCCCUUCAAUUACUCCCUGCUCUUUGUAUCAGUUACAGCUUGCCUCCAUAUUGGGUCUUGUUCAAUCCACCGCCAUGUGGACGCUGAUCAUAAGCAGCAUGACGUUUGUCUUCCUGUAUCAUCUUCUGGCGAUGUUUUUAAGUUGUCAGAGCCUCAGUUUGCCGAAGCACCUCUUGAGCUGAACUCGGGGUAGUCGUGCCGAAAUCCGUCAAGCUUAUGAAACCACUAUGGAUGAACUUUUCUCACGAAGGAAAACCCACUUCUCACCCAGAUCAUAAAAUUAAUGAAACUAGAGAAAAUUGUACGAAGGUGAGAGUUUUCUAUAAACUGUAUCUGAAUACUAUUCAAUGGACAAGUAUUUUUGACCCAA
Messenger RNA from Physcomitrium patens, 2121 nucleotides. RefSeq names its product alpha N-terminal protein methyltransferase 1-like. Lineage: Eukaryota; Viridiplantae; Streptophyta; Bryopsida; Funariales; Funariaceae. Gene Ontology annotation, cellular component: cytoplasm. Gene Ontology annotation, molecular function: methyltransferase activity. The record is from RefSeq and is a predicted model, not a curated record. Gene Ontology annotation, biological process: N-terminal protein amino acid methylation.